AUGAAAGAAAUUAUCUACAUUCAAGUCGGAUCCUUGGCAAAUCACGUCGGAACUCAUUUUUGGAACGCUCAGCAAUGCUACUUCUCGUAUGAAGAAGGAGACGAGGUGCUGGUCGAUCAUGACAUCUCAUUCCGAGAGGGGAUCUCUCCCGGUGGCGAAGCCACAUUCUGCCCCAGGGUACUAGUACUCGACCGAAAAGCCAAUUUUGGCUCUCUUUCGAAAGACAGUGGCCUAUACGGUGACGAGACCGACGGGCCCGGUGCGGACCCUGAACUCUGGUCUGGCAAUGUGGAUGAGCUGCGGCAGCCAUCUAUUUCCACGAGCGUGUACCAGAAACACUUGGACGAGGAGAUUGUAGAAGAUCCUGCUGAUGCCCGUGGUGAAGCUGGCGCUGAAACCCGAGAUGGUCAACUUCAAGCCCCGAUCCUGCGCGCGAGUGAGGUCCGUUACUGGUCCGACUUCAGUCGUGUGUACUACCUCCCUCGGUCUCUACACCAAUUGCCCGAUGCUCUGGACUUCGAGAACUCGGACGAAGAUUGGCUGGAGGGGAAGACCGCAUUUGAACGUUAUGAUGCUGAGCACUCACUCAUCGAGGACUCAUUCCGACUCUUUGUGGAGGAGUGCGACGCAUUUCAAGGCAUCUCGCUCACCGCCGACACGGCUUCAUUCGGGCCAUUCUCCGUUGCUAUGUUGGACACGCUCCGCGACGAAUAUCCGAGAACACCCAUACUAGGCUUCCCCAUACUCAGCGGUGUUUCUCCUGGAGUGGCUGCUACAGGCGAUCUGCGCAAGACUCGAAGAGCUCUCAAUGAUGCACGGUUAUUGCAUGCGCUAGCCGAGUCUGAUGUCACCAGUGUACCUCUACAGAACCCGUCUACAUGGUCUUGCGGGUCUUGGCCUGAGGACAUACACUUAUAUACAGAUCGCAUCUACGAAACAUCCGCUAUUCUUUCCGCCCAUAUCGAGUCAAGCACGCUACCGCUGAGGCUCAAAGCUGAAUCGACCGGCUUACUGGAACUGUGCUCGAAGCUGAAUGUCUAUGGAAACACCCCGUUCGCGGAGCUGAGCGGCGUUUUGCCGGCCGUAGACUCCAGCGCAGUCCUUGAGCAAAGACGACAGAACUUUACUUGGUUCAGGGAUAGUGGUGUAGUGAAGACACAUAGCGACGUCUGGCUAUUCCGCCGAGACGUCAUCCGAGGUCCCCGACGCGCAGAUGACGCGGAGCGGUCCGUGAUGUACAGCGGAACACUGCCGAUUGCCAGCUUUGCUGCUCCUAUUGAGUACCCGCUGCCGACCUCCUUCCCGUACUUCUUUAAUGCACCGCAUCUCAACAAACGCUCUCGACGAACGCCUCGCGGAAUCUUGACACAACCGCGCACAGUUCCCAUUGUGUCUUCUUUAGGCGUACGGAAGGAUGGCUUGCCGAAACUAUUAGGGCGAUACGCGUCAUUCGUCGACGACUGCGCGCGGUAUAAGGUCGACUGGCAGGCUCUUGGGAUCGAGCAGGACGAAGCAAGAGAACUCGGCGCGAGUAUCUGGACCACCGUGGAUAACUUCGGCGCGAUAUCUGAAACUUCAGACGAGCUUGGUGAAGACGAAGAGCGAUAG
This is a messenger RNA of Peniophora sp. CBMAI 1063, 1608 nucleotides long. The record is from the annotation of a GenBank genome assembly. Lineage: Eukaryota; Fungi; Basidiomycota; Agaricomycetes; Russulales; Peniophoraceae.